UUGCUGGAAGGAAGGGUUGCCAAGGAACAGAUUUAAGUUUAUCUUGUUUGGGUGUAAUAGAGCCACAGACUUUCUUAUUUAGUCAUGCAUGUUUGCAGGGCAAGUGAAAAGUUACCCAGAAGUUAACACAUAUUGAAAGCAAAUAGAGUUGACCUGGUGACAUGGUGAGUUCAGUUUCUGUCCUUGGUUAUGGUAAAAAUAAAAUACAAUUCUAACAUUUAAUGUAAUGUAUGGAAAAUGUGACAAUGUGCGUCUCUGUCAAAAGGUGCUUAGGAAAGACGUGAAAAAGGACAGCUUUGCAGAAGAGAGGAGAUGGAAACGUGUGAGCCAGAGAGCCACAUGAAGAAAUUCUGCCCCCUCUGUCCUUUGGCGGUAUUGCAGCAUAUAUGCUACAUCUGCCUUAUGUGGGUGCUGGCAGGAGGGGCGUUACCAUAAAGAGGAAGGGACAUUUUUGGUGUCAGAUUCUGGCAGCCUUAUAAAUAUGAUCUGAAUAUUGGCUCGAUGUCAGUGUUGCCCGCCUCUGCCCUUGCACCUUCCCCACCACCCAGCGAUUCUUGCCCAAGUUUCUCAUCAGGUGAGACGUUUGUUUUCUUUGUGCCAUGCUGUUUGUUGGGAUCCUUCCUUCGGUGCAUUGCGCUGUAUCAAAGUGGACCCAAUAACAAGAGAGAAAAGGAAUGAAAGGCAAUGGGAUGUGUAAAGGAUGUUUAAGAGAUUCACAUCAUGGCUGGAGUUGACGUGAGAUGAAAUAGCAUUUCAUAUUGUUUUCAUUGGUGCUUCCUCUGUGGUCUUACUCAUUGGCAUUUUUAGAAAUAAAGCAUUCAGAUGCGGAUUGUUGUUUGUUUGGAGUGUGAAGCAAGAGGCUUAAUCACAUUUUGUUUUCAUUUGCCUUUUUAGUGAUGACAUUGUACAGAGAGAGAAUCUUUCACAUCUUUUUAGUCUGGUUUAAAAAGAUGUGAAAGAUGUUCUCUCUGUACAGUCUGGUUUAAAUAGACUGAAACAAAUACAUGUUUAUGGUUGACUGAAUGGUGUUAAGGAUGUGGAUUAACCAUUCAAUAUAUCUUAAGUUAUGUUAUUUUGAGGUAUACUGGAUAUAGAUAUAUUUUUCAAGAAUGUAGUUGUGAAGAUGAUUGCAGCAUGCCUGAUAAUGCUUAAGAUAUAUGAUUAAAAAAAAAGAUGUCACAGAGGCAUGCUAAGACAUGCAGCAGUGUGCCCAGUCUUACCUGUGAGACUUGGCUUGGACACUUGAGACGGGGGGCGCUCCUCCUGGCCCGUAUCCAAAGAUUAUUACAGACACCCAGUGUCAGGUUUUAAGACAUCUUUAAAUUAUGAGCUAUCCCAUGUCAAGCUGUCUAUUGCUGAGUUGGGUGCCUCUUUUCAACGUUAAUAGAAAACAUUACAUUAUAUUACACUUCGCUGACACUCUCAUCCUUUAAAACCUUCUUGACCAUGUCUAUUUAAUAACCCCAUGUGCGAGUUGUGUAAGACUGUAGUCUGUUAUUCAGACAAACCAACAUCUAAUGCAUUUCACAAAGAAUAAACUAGAUUGACGUACAUCUAGCAUACAACUUGCAUAUUUCUUAACAUAUGAAUCUAAAAAGGUCAAACGUAUAUACAACCUUUUUACAUGACCUUACAUGACCUUUUUACAUGAUCUUUUCCACAAAAAUGGAAUGGAAGUGGUAGUACUGUAAUGAGAUAGGACUAAAGACAUUUCAUCGUAAUUGUUGACUCGAACUGCAUACACUAUGUACAGUAUAUAAUAGAGGAAGUGAAAAUAUACAAGCGUGGGCAAAAGAAGAAGAAUGCUCACACUCUGAAGAAGUGUUCUUUGUGGGACGACUGUCAUAUGAUUCUUUGAAUGAUUUUGCUUCCUCAACCUGUUUAUUGCAAAGUGACAGAAUACUAAAUGUCGUAGGCUCAUUUUUGUUACCAAGACAUUGCGCAAGAAGCCUGUCCAAAUACUCACUAGUAUGAAAGUGUGACUUUUCUUAGCAGUCAAAAGAAAUGCAUGAAACUAAAGAGGAAUAAUGCUCACACUCUUAAGAAGGAAGUAUUUAUGUGAGCUCACUGUGACAAUGCUGUAGCCUCUUAGUGCAGAUGCCGGUUCAUUUUUUGCUACCAAGACAUUACAUAAGACGCAGUCAAAACAAAUGCAUGAUCCCACAUUUAUUCACUAUUAAACGUGCAUAUCUGCUUUAUGGAGUCAAAUAGGAUGUAUGAACUCUCUGAAAUCUGACUUUCAAAUAUGAAUGCACAUCUCUUUGCAAUUUUUUGAGGACUUAACAUUUGACAUAGAUUUUUCUGUUGUUGUUUAGGAGAACACCACAAACAGCCAACAUGUCUGAGAAGAAGAUGACAUCGAGCCGCAAGCAUCACCUGAAGAGUGUGAUGCUCGCAAUUGCGGCUACGCGUCUGGAUCAGGAGGCAGCUGACCUUAUAGCAGCCAAGGAGGCCUACCUGAAUGAGCGCUGCCCUGCCCUCAGCAUGCCCGAUGCUUUGGAGGAGCUUCAGAAACUCUGCAAAGAGCUUCAUUCAAAGAUUGACAAAGUUGAUGAGGAGAGAUACGAUGUUGAUGCCACAGCCACCAAGGGACAAAAAGCGGUUGACGACCUUAAGAUCAACGUAACAGAAUUGAAGGGUAUGAAGAAGCCUGCACUGAAGAAAGUGCGUAUGUCCGCUGACCAGAUGCUUCAGGCUCUGCUGGGCUCCAAACACAAGGUCACUAUGGAUCUGAGGAGCAACCUGAAGCAGGUCAAGAAGGAGGUCAAGGUUGAGGAGGCUGGUGACUGGCGUGCGAACAUUGAUGACAAGAAGGACAGGAAGAGCAUGUUUGAGGGCGCUGAGGCAUAAACAAAAUUAAGUGCUCAAGAUGCAGGGGAUUUCCUCCAGAACAAUUGGAUGGUAGAACACAAUGGAUGGAUGGCAGAACGCGGAUGUGUUGGGACGAGAGGCUUUUUUUCUCCUUUUAUUUUUGUUGCAACAUUCAUUUUUUUCCUUUUGAAACAUGCAUUUUGUUGUACAAAUGUACAGAUCAACAGAUGAAAUCACGUCAAGUCAUUAAAAGGUCGCUUUUAAGAUAACUUCCUCUUCUGGAUUUUUUUCAGUGCAUAGAUCGCCAGUGACAUCCUUAUGUCCUUACAUCUUAUCAGUAGACAAAGGGUCUGUCCACCACCAGACGUCAACAGAGUUCAGACAGGCUCUCUUCCACCCAGUACCCCUAACGCUUAACCCCCUCCCCCAUAUCUUUCUCUUGCUGUCCUUGUCCCUGUCUGUCUCUGUGUGACAUGGCUACACACACACACACACACACACACACACACACACACACACACACACACACACACACACACACACACACACACACACACACACACACACACACACACAGAAACACGCAACAUGUACACAAUCUUUCAUCUCCUUGUCAUUCUUGCUGGAAGGGUUGCCAGAGAAUAGAUUUAAGUUUAUAUUGUUUGAGUGUAAUAGAGCUGCAUAGUUUCUUAUUUAGUCAUGCAUGUUUGCAGGGCAAGUGAAAAGUUGCUCAAAAGUUAACACACAAGUAGAAAAUAAGUAGAGGUGAGCUGGUGACACGGUGAGUUCAGUUUUUUGUGCUUUUUAUGGUAAAAAAUAAAAUAACAUUCAAAUAUUUAAUUUCCUGAAUGAACAUUUUUUGAAAAUGUGUCUCUGUCGUGUGGGCUUAGGAACGAGGUGAAAAAUGGAAGCCAUGCAGAAGAGAGGAGAUUGAAAUGUGCGAGCUACAGAGCCACAUGAAGAAAUGCUCCCCCCUCUGUCCUUUGGCGGUAUUGCAGGGUAAAGGGGCACCAGGCAGACACCCAUCUGAUACACGAGUCAGCCUUGCACCAAUCAGCGGGGACCUGACCUGACGAACAUGGAGCAGAGAGGCCAACAAGACACAGGCAUCACCAACCCCCCAAGCACUC
Molecule: messenger RNA, 3941 nt
Organism: Engraulis encrasicolus (European anchovy)
Lineage: Eukaryota; Metazoa; Chordata; Actinopteri; Clupeiformes; Engraulidae
Product: troponin I, fast skeletal muscle-like
Exons: 9
Coding region: 2338-2850 (170 amino acids)
Biological process (GO): cardiac muscle contraction; skeletal muscle contraction
Cellular component (GO): troponin complex
Source: RefSeq, a predicted model, not a curated record